GUUUGCAAUUUAACGAAUAUUUUACUCACUCCCUUUCAAUUUUAAAACCACAGCUUGUAAUUACUCUUGCAUUUCAUUUAUUUCUACUGUUCAAUUUGUAUACACCAACACCAGUUUCACUCUACACGCCAACGAAACAACGAGGGAAUAAAUAUGGCCAAACGAGGUGGCGACGUUAGCCUCAGCCUGGAGUCGUCCGAAAGGAAGCGUUUGCGAAACGCUGUGUCUAUGCCUCUGAUGCCGUGGGCCGCAACGCAUACUACUGAAGACGCGCGCUGUGCCGAUCUGAUCUCCAACCUGCUACAGCGCGCUCGCAGCGGAUCCCUGUCGCAACGCACGGACACCGCAGCACAACUGGUGCAGAGCCUCAGGCAACUACAGUCAUUCGGAACCGAUGCUGCACAAAUGGCGUUUAACGGGGUUUAUGGCAGCGUGUUGGAGUGUGUUAGCCAACUCAUUGGACAGCUCAAACAGGCCGAUCUCGACAGCAGCUGCGGUGGUAUUGGAAGUAGCGACGAGGAACCGAUGCUGGCAUCAUUUGCCAGCGUGUAUCAGCACCUGGUGGAGCUGAUCGCUAGGCACUCCGAGUAUUUACGCAGCCACAGUGACGCCGCUACUGGCGACUUGCAUGAACAGACAGCCCGGGGGCUCGCCCUGGUGGCCUUGCCACUGGCAACAGAAUUUUUAGCCGCAAGCGCAGCUUUGACAGCAGAAUCCUCGAACACAAUGGUUACAGCAGCACCAAGUAUUCUGGGCGUUUCUGCUGGCCCACGGAUGCGCGCAAUAUCUCGGCGCAAUGCAACAGCAUCACUAAUUGCCACAGUAUUGUUAGACAACGCGUACUCAGAUGACUGCAUUUUGUGGACGACAUCUUCAUUCUCAUGGUGCCUAUCUCAGACCUCAGAUACCGCGCUGCGCCUGGUUGCGUGGUCGUUGUUUCCGCUUUUUUGUCUGCGCACUGGUUUUGGCGGCGUGGACGGAUUCUCGGCUGUUGCUGGUGGGUCGCGUGUCACUGUGGGCGACCCGGAUGAGCUUCUUGAAGUGGUUGGUAAUUCGAUCGGGUACGUAGCCUGCGCGCGAUCCGGCUGCCUGCAUUUGCGGUCCGCCGCUGUAUCUGCAUGCUUGAAAUGGGGUAUGGGAGAAGGUCCCGUGCCUGUGGUCAGCUAUACCAGCGGCAUGGCCUCAAUAUACGGAUGCUCCGCGUGCGACCUGCAAUAUGGAAGCGAUAUACCGCAAGCAGCAGAUAAGAGGCCGCACAGGGCCGUGUCGCUUAGCAGCUGGGUUCCGUAUUGGUUUAUUGCGUCCGGAAAUCUGCGCGAGGACACAUCGGUGCAGUUCGUGCGCGGGGUGUCGCGGUUCGUUCGUCACGCUGCAGCCGAGGACAUCGGUUUGCAUGCGUCGCCGCUGGGCCGCGGUAUAAUACGCCGGCUGUCGAGUAAUGACCGUGAAAUGAGGCUGGCAGCCGUGGACGCAAUCCUGGCGUACUCGUGCGCUCACCCGGGCGACUCAGAGCAAAUAUCCCAGAUAAAGCGCGCCAACCGCAUGGAGACUGUGGGCACGCUGCGUGGCCUGGUGCGGGGGCUCCACAGCCCCAGCAUUGUUGAAGAGACCCUGGAGCUGGCUGCUGGAGGGCUGGGCUGCGCCUGCCAGCUCUAUGACGACGCCCUGGGCGAGGUCAUGUCGUUUCUGAUGGGCUACUACUGCGGCGACAACGUAUUUCUACGGGCUGUGGCGAUGGAACAGGUGCUGCGGGUUGCCAAGAAGCAAAUAAUCUCACCCGCCCGGCUGCUAGCUCUUCAUGCCAGGAGCAUCACGUGCACGCUGGCCAAUAUCUUGGACCAGCAGUCGCCGCGGCCCUUUGUGCACUGCAUGAGCAUUCUGAAGACCACGCCGCAGCAGUUCUUAUCUGCACACCAGGAUAUCGUGGUGCCGCACCUUGUGGCCACAGGCAAUGAAAGGGCACUGAGAAACGUUGCUGAUAUUUUAGAGAUUCGGCUGCCCGUACUGUGCGUCAACCAGGCGCCGGCCGUCUUUGUCAAGAUAUUUCUCAUGGACGACCAGCUUAUGCACCAGGCUCUGCUGCGCUUUGUCCGGCUCAUUUCGGCUGGGUCUGACAGCGACGGCAAGCAGGACGAGGUGGAGGUGAACAUCCCGAGCCUGCUGCGUUCGUGUUCAGUCAAGCUGAUUUUCAAUCUCGUUCUGUCUCUGGGCGAGGAGGACAACGUGCUCCGAAAGCGGGCCCGGAGCGCACUACUGACUGUCCAAAGCAUUCUCGGCAGCUCAGCAUCAGACGAACAACAAGGCGUGACAACCAUUGUGCAACGGAGCGUUAGUAACUUGAAAGACGUGUCAACUACGGAAAGCCCCAAGUCUGGAAAACAAGCGGGGCAAUCGGCUGCGAGCGCAGAGCUGGCCGCCUUUCUGUCCCAGCAUAUUCUUGGCGUCAUGGCGUAUGUGAACGAGCUUUUGCGUGAUUCGGAUGGCUGCACCAGUGAUGCUGCGCGCCAAGGCCCGCGCGCCAAGCACAAGGCGUUGCGCGCAAUCGGCGAGCUGGUCACUUUGCUCGGAUCGCGGUCGACCCCACACACAAACAACAUUGUUGCGUCACUCACGCCAUCGCUGCAAGGGCCUCUGUGCGCACCAGCGUUUCACUCGUGGGUGGUUCUAGCCAAGAACCUGUCCAAGGUGUCGCUGUCCGUGGAUCAAGUCAAUGCGCUCUUGGUUCCCCUGAUAACAGCAUUUCUUGCUAGUAGCGACGCCGAAGUGCGGAGCGGCGCUGCGAGCGCCAUCAACUCUGUUGUUGCACGGCACCAACAUAAUAUCAAUACGCAUAUUGAGAGGGUGUGCCCGAUUCCUGACGACCCGCUGCUGACCAGCGCGCGGGCCAUCUUGCAGGGCUUCUUUUCGGGCGCAGCCCUUCGCGAGAGACUGUCUAGUCUGACGCAGAUGCUCAAAACCAAGGACUCAACAAUAGUCUUGUGCGCUUCCCGAGAGCUGUGCACCAUGCUCCAACAACACGAUGAGCAGGUUAUUGCGUGGAAGCAGAUGUUUGUCCAAAAGGGCAGCUCCCCCAAUUCCCACAGGGACAACAGUAACGGCAGCCGGUUCAGGGAUCGCAGCAACGUUGCCGCAGACGUUAGACUCCUCAAUAGCGUCAUAGAGACACUCAGAGCUGCGUGCAGCCAUUCCAACACUGCGCAUCGGCUUGGAGAACUGGCCUCCGCCAGCUGUGCGGCUUGCCUGGCGGUUAUCGGGGUCGUCGACAGUCGCGCGCUGGAAAACAAGUCGCACUCGGACGGCUCCGACAUGGCCAGGCCAGCAGUGAGUGUGGGCCACAACCAGCCGGCGCUGUACAAUCUGCACGAUAAGGACGAGCAGGUUGAAUUCGUGUGUACGUUGAUUGUCGACUACCUGGCACACGCAUUUGCCAUGGCGCCAUCCCCCAGCGUGCAGACAUGUGCGGCGUACAGCAUUCAGGAGCUACUGAGAUUUGUCGGAUUCACCAAGGAGCUCAUAUUCAAUGACACUGACAACGGAUCCGCCGACAACGAGUUAUUGACGGCAGAAAAUGCCCGGAAGAAGCGCGAGACUGCCAAGCGGACAUUGCGGGACAGGGCGCAUGCCGAGCAGCUGAAGCAGCGCUGGGACGUACUCCCAUCCAAUGUCGUUGAGGUUAUCAAGCCUCUUUUAAAUUCAAAGUACACGAUUCAGUCGUCCGGCCGGAAAACCGCAGAGUUUGACCGCAGUGCCAGAGUGCCAUGCAUUGCGCGGUCUGCCAACCAUAUUGCGUGGCUGCGCUCCUGGAUGGUUGAUAUCACCAAUGCGCUACCUGACUUGAGCCCCGCCGCGCGCAUGUUCAAGGUAUGCACGAGUGCGAUGAAGGAGAGCUCGGCAGACAUGCUGCUGUUCCUUCUACCGCAAAUCGCGUACCAGUACUGCUUGUACACGAGCAGUAAAGCCACGGGGGCAGGAAGGUCAGCGGACAAGGAAAAGCCCAUUGUUAUCGAGGACGAUGAAGACGACGAAGACACCAUGGACGUCGAUUCCAAGGACUCUGUGCUAGGCUACAUCAUUGUUGACGAAAUCAAGGCGGUUUUCUCGCUCGAUUCCUCAUCGAUAUCUUUGCCCGGAGACCAGUGGCGGCUAUGCAAGGAGGUUGGUCUGGACUUGCUGGACACGUUCGCUAGCCAUGUGCGCGUAAUGCAGAUGGCCCGUGUCAAAGACAAGCGCAGCACUCGAAAGGACUCGCGGUUGGUGAAUAUGACCGCCGAGGAGCGUGCCCUUUUGGCUCUAGUAAGCUCGGUAUCACACGAGACCAUCGCACGGGUCGCCAUGUCCUGCCACCAGUACGAGCGCGCCAUGCUGCACACCGAGCUGGCCCUGCGCGAGAACUCUCUUGGCAAGUUCAGUACGUUGUUUGGCAACGUUGACGACUCGGUCAUGGCGACGGUCCAAGAGUUGUACUUUGGCAUGGGCGACGUGGACGGCGUAAUUGGCGUCUCGCUUUGUCGCAAGCAGACUGACUAUAAGCUGGAUAUCCGCAAGUACGAAAUCGAGGGCAAUUGGUCGCAUGCGCUUAUCGGCCACGAGUCGCUGCUUCGCGCACAGCCCGAAAAUGAGGAUUACCAGAGGAGCUGGAUCAGCUGCUUGCAGAACAUGGGCCAGUGGGAGGGCGCGUGGUCGACGUCUAGGGAGCUUUUCCGCCCGAGUCCCCGAAACGAGGACGAACAGCAGCUUAACUCGGCCUGCUUCGCGGCUGCUUGGCGCCUGGGCAAAUGGGACUGGGUCGAGGACACUGUGCAAAGUGGCACCAUAGGCGAGUCAUCAGGCUCGCACCAGCCGCUUCCCGAAUUCAACGCCCUCAACAGCGCUAUGCUUCUGCGCCUGAGUCGCGAGCAAAGGUCCGGCGCUACGUGCAAUUUGAAAUUGCCGCUGCCACUGCGGGCGUUUGUGCUGGGCCAGGACAAUGGGAGGGGCAUUCUGCGUGGCCCAUUUGCCAAGCUGGCCAACCUGGCGCUGGCUUCUAUCGGGCAUGGCGUCGCCCACACUGCAGCGCUGCGCUCAUCGGUGCUCGGCAGCUCGCAGGUCGCCACGUCGGCCAGCAAGGCGCCGAGCGAGGUGUACGCACAUAUGCUCGGCGAUAUUGCAAUAAUGACUAGCCAUCUGGGGGGCAUGGAUAGCUACAACUGCGACUGCGAAGAGUACUCAGAGAAGCUGGGCGACCUGUUUGAACAGUGGCGGAGGCGUGUGCUGUGCCUGCCCGAGGCAUAUUCGGUGCAGGAGCCCAUUUUGAUGCUGCAUUCGCGGCUCUACGACAUACUGCUGAGCCGCAUGGAGGCUGGUGGCAACCAUGGGCAUUGUUUGCGCUCUGGUGGAACCAGCGGCUGCGCGUGCGCGGAGAUGACGAUGCGCCAAAAAGUGUGCACGAAUCUGCAGGCAGCGCAGCUAGCGCGGAUGGCCGGAUUCCGUGCUACAUCGAUGGGGAUUUUGGUGCAUGCCGAUCUGACAUGCUCCGCCACGCCGGCGCUCCGGGCGCUGAUCCAGACUGAGCACGCGCGGAUCCUUUGGGACGAGGGGCACACGGCGGACGCCAUGUCAUCCCUCAUUCACGUCACCAACAGCUUGAAUGAGCAGCUCAAGCUGCCGAGCCUUACGGCGUCUAUCUUAGACACUCCCACUGUCAGGAGCACGAUUCCGCUGUCGUCUGGCCCAACUAGAAAGAAAGAGGGCGAGCUGUUGACCGAUGUCGAGAAUGCGUUUGUCAAGGCAAUGAUGCCGCUACUCAGUUGGCAGACGGCGACCAACUCGGCCCCGCCGUCGGUCCUGGUGGGCCGCUACGAGCAGAUAAUCAAUAUCCACGAUAGCGCCAAGGCGUUCUACGCGAUGGGCCGUCUGAAUGACGUGCUGUUUUCUGCGAUGGACAGUAGGAUGAUGACGCGGGUGUUGAAGGAGAAAGAGACAGAGAACCACGAGAAGAAGCGACUGAUGCUGCAGCUGUGCCUGCUUCGCUACUAUUGUCGCUCGAUCCUGUGUAGCUCGCGUUUCUUGUUCCAGGCGCUCCCACGGCUGCUGACUGUCUGGUUCGAGUUUAGCAACACAUCGGGCCCCAUUCCCGAAAAGCCCGACCCCAAGCGGAUGACUGCAGGCGUCAUCGCCAAGCAGAUCGACUCGCUAAUCACUAAUAUGACGAACCGACUGCCCACACACAACUUCUUGAUUGUUCUAUCACAACUGGUCUCGCGGAUCUGCCACGACAACAUGGACGUGUUCAAGCACCUACAGAGGAUUAUCCUUCAGCUGCUAGAGAUGUUCCCACAGCAAACGCUGUGGCAGCUGAUGGGCGUUCAGCGGUCGACGUUCGCGGUGCGCGCGCAGCGCUGCCACAUGAUUUUGGAAAUGGCAAAGACCAUUCCCGGUCCCAUGGACAUGGCGGGCGGCGGGCGCGCUCCUCACAAGGUCGGCACGCUGAUUGAGCAGGCGUCCAAGCUGACCGACCUGCUGCUUAACUUGUCCAAUGCCACACCGACGCCACAAAGCUCGCUGGUCAUGCAGAUGUCCAAGGACUUUCCGAUGUUGGCCAAGUAUACGUCGCUCGACAUUAUUAUCCCCCUGCAGCAAAGCAUGGUGCCGACCCUAGACGAUGUGACAAGAAACCCCGAAUUUGAGUUGGCACUUUCUUCGGUUGUUGCCGGGGAGCCGCACUCCCAGAGGAAUGGUUCUGCACUUUCUGGCUCGCAGCACACCAUGAUACACCAGCCGUUCUCAGGUGAUCUGCCAACCAUUAGUAGCUUUGCGAACGAAAUCGAAGUUAUGCUGUCGCUCCAGAGGCCCAAGAAAAUCACUAUAAUCGGCAGCAAUGGCAAGAGGUACAGCUUUUUGUGCAAGCCCAAGGACGACCUUCGCAAGGACUCGCGGCUAAUGGAGUUCAACUCGAUGAUUAACAAGCUUUUGAGUGCUGGCACAGAGACGCACAAGCGUGGGCUCCAUAUUCGCACAUACGCUGUAGUCCCGCUGAACGAGGAGUGUGGGCUGAUUCAGUGGAUCUCUCCGACCAUCGGUAUUCGUCAAAUUCUGAGCAAGCUGUACAAGGCUCACAAUGUGGUCGUGGGUACUGAGCGUAUCAAGGAGAUUCUGCGCACCCCUAGUACCACGUCUCCGUUUGCAGAGACAUUCACCAAAAAGCUGCUGCCGCUGUUCCCAUCGGUCAUGCAUGAGUGGUACUUGCAAUCAUUCCCCAACCCACUCUGCUGGCUGGCCAGCCGAACCAACUUUACUCGGAGCGCGGCUGUCAUGUCCAUGGUCGGGUACAUCCUUGGUUUGGGUGACCGUCAUUGCGAGAAUAUUUUGAUUGACGAGAGCACUGGCGGUGUAGUGCAUGUCGAUUUUAACUGCUUGUUCGAAAAGGGACUGAAGCUUGACAAGCCCGAGAGGGUGCCCUUCCGUUUGACUCACAACAUGGUCGAUGCGAUGGGGGUCACUGGCUACGAGGGCAUGUUCAGAAAGACGUGCGAGAUGACGCUAAGUCUGCUGCGCGAGAACCGAGACUCACUGAUGUCUGUGCUCGAGGCCUUUCUUCACGACCCGCUAGUUGAGUGGAGCAAACCUGUGACCCGGGCAAGCCGCACAGUGGCUGCCAACAAGGAGAGCGGCCUUCAGCAACCCAAUGCGGAGGCCACAAGAAGCCUGGCUAUAAUUAGCCGCAAGCUGCAGGGCACUCACCAGUCUAUGACCCCACUCUCUGUUGAGGGCCAUGUCGAUGCACUCAUCCGUGAGGCUACAAGCCCCGAGCGCCUUUUCCAGAUGUAUAUUGGAUGGUCGGCAUACACCUAGACUGACGUGUGUCUUGUGUGAGUCCUGGUUGCGGUGGCAUUUGCUUUUGCUCUUAUUUUUCAAUUAAAAUAUCUAUAAUGUAAAAAAAUUGGCAUUUACAAAGCGUUAUUUCGCUUUGUAUAAUCCAUUUAUGAUAUCU
Molecule: messenger RNA, 7969 nt
Organism: Kickxella alabastrina
Lineage: Eukaryota; Fungi; Kickxellomycota; Kickxellomycetes; Kickxellales; Kickxellaceae
Exons: 4
Coding region: 154-7830 (2558 amino acids)
Biological process (GO): telomere maintenance; protein phosphorylation; DNA damage checkpoint signaling
Cellular component (GO): nucleus
Molecular function (GO): protein binding; protein serine/threonine kinase activity
Source: RefSeq, a predicted model, not a curated record